UAAAUAUACACAAAUGCUUAUGUAAGAUCUAAUUCUAUGUGAUGGUAAGUUGUUUAUGAAUUUCGUUAAUAACAGAUAUGAUUAUUAGUGGUCGAAACUCAUGACCGUGUCUCGGUUACUGCAGUGCCCUAUGCCCUCACUCGUGUUUUCGUUUUCAUGGAGGAAAAUUCAAAUAUGGAAGGUUCUACUUUUCAAUUCAAACGGCCUUGACAGAUUUGAAUUGGUUUUAGAUUUGUUUCGUCAAUGAGUUAAUAACUUUAAGCAUUAUUAUAAAACACGCCUCCUUCUAAUAAUUAGGAUAUUGCAAGUUAUUUAGCUUUAGUUGUUAUGUUUAUUUAAAUUUAACUGACAACCUACAAACAAAUAUUAAUGAGCGCCCGAUCGUCAAAACAAGAUGUCGGUGCGCUAGUCGCUAAAAAUACGUUGUUGAAGUAAGGCUAGGGACCCGUAUCACUUUUAGCAGUACCGGUACUCAAGUUCUGUUUCGUGUUAACAAUUUUGUGUAUCCAAUCGUAUAACUUGGUUUUGGCAGCGCGCUCUUUUAAACAGUAUGAAGUAAUUUAGUUUUACCGAUUAUAAAAUAAUUUCCAACAGCAACAUGAAGAAAAAGUGCAGCUAAGUCCAUUUUUUAGGUUAGGCUUAGUCUUAAAAGUUAGGUUAGCAGUUUUGUUUAGACUUUGUAUUUGUAGUGUCAAGAUUUUUAAACAAGAACUGAAAAAAGCUUUCAUUGAGUUUGCCGUAAGUUGUGCUCUAUAAUGUUAGAUAUUUACGUCUGUGUUGUUAAAAAAAUGUUUUAAUGUUACAGAGUAUUAGUAUUAGUUUUUAAAUUUAGAGACUGGAAUCAAAGGCAGCAACAGCAAUGCCCAUGAAUGAAUUGAAUGAAGUAUGAAUGAUCUAUUCACACCUAGUCACCUAGGACUAGUAGCAUGUAAUGUUUAGUUAUUUUAGUGAGUGUUUGGCCUAUUUAUAGACCUGGGCCUUGAUUGAAAGUAUUUAAACUUUAUGUUGGUCUUACUAUAGUUAUAAGUUAUAGACUUUUAUAUUAUAUAAAUUAUAUAAUUUAUGUAAAUUGGCCUUUAUUUAGUUAUUAUUCAUUUAUAUAGUUACAGUCAGUGUCUACAGAUGGCCACAGUAGGCCUAUAAUAGCCUCAGCCUAUUAUUAAGUAUUAGUAUUAUAAUUAGUAUUAGUAUUAGGCCUAUUCUAAGUAAUGUAUAACUAUGAAUCAAAUUAAUCAUUACUCAAAUUUCAGAAUCAGAUGGUUAGUUUUCUUGUAACUUCUGAUAAAAAGGCAAAAUUCACAUUUCAUAUUCAUUUUGGUACCGCAGUCUGAUUCCCUGUUUUUGUAGGUUACAAUUAGGCCCUAUGCCGGGCCGGGCCCUAUGCCUAAUAUGCCUGGGCUAAAACCGAGGACGGCUGCCACGGUGUCUUUUGUGUCUUUAUUAUAGUUGCAGUGAAUUAGGGUUUAGGUUAGGUUUAGGGAUCGAUUUAGGGUUCAGGUUAGGCAUAGGGAUCGAUUUAGGGAUACAUUCGUGCAUUUCGAUUAAAAAAGUGGCAGGCGUCCCCAUUUUUAACCUAUGCCUGUACUAAUUUCAGUAUCAUGAAUGAAAGGAUUAUGCUGCAGAUUUUUAAAUUGUUAAAUAUUUAGUGAAGAGAAACUAAAUUGUUAGCUACAUAUUUUGAAUGGGCCUACCUUAUAUUACUUAUAAUUAUAAGAAUCACCACAGCUUUAGUUUAAGUUUAAAUUGUUAGACAUUUGACAUCAUUUGUUGAUUUUUGUGUGUUUAAGAAAAUGGAGUUAUGAGCAUGCAGUAUGAGUGGUAGACCAUUACUAAUACUACAUUUACUUGAAGUGUGAGGAGGUGAAAUAAUCCCUGAAAAUUUGUUAUAAUAAUAAUAUAUUCAUUUUAUAUUUGCAGGUUUGAAUUUGGAUACACUGAGACUCAAUAAAAUUUGGUAAUAUUGUAUAUAUACCAAGAAUCAACAUGGAUUUCUCUUCAGAUCGGUCUCACGACCCUCUUCUGUUUCUAAAUACAGACAAAAAUGAGUUGGAUGCAUUCCUUAUGAACACUAGUGCUGAAAUGGUUGAUGAACUACAUGGUAAUGUUUCUGAUGUCAAAAUGGAGAACAGUCUUGACCUCGAUUCACUUGAAGCCAAUGGCCAACUUGGUGAUAUGACAUGGCUGCACAAUUCCUCCCUCUCAACCCUUGCUCAUUUAGACAGUGAUGACACUUCAGAUGGUACAAAUAUGAUUACUGUUAACCCCCAGUCCGUUCUACCUAUGCAGAUUAUACAAAACGAUAAGACUGAAAACCUCCUUUCGUCAGAAAGUGCAAACAGUGCUGCAAUGCGUCUGCAUGCCAACUGCAGCAAUCUCAUGAACUCACCUGAAAAUCAAACUCAUUCCAUACAGCAGCAGCCGACUCCUCAGCUGUCUUCUCCCCAUGUUCUAAGACAAGACCACCCAACCAUUCGCAUUCUCUCUGUUGCUGGUAAUGGGAGUCCUCAAAACUCACCAGGGAAAACCCAAAAUUAUUUAAUAACUUCUUCUCGAAUAAAUUCACCACACAAGCAACAGACUUUUGUUCUUACUACUACGAACGGGACACUACCUGCAGGGCUCACAAUCACAACUUCACAUUCACCAAAUUGCUCAAAUACCUCUGGUGUACAACAAUAUGUUCUAUCGUCACCUCAAAAAAUUCAUGCAAUCACUGCAGACAAAAGUGGGAGAAUUCUUCUUAAAUCAGGAAAUAAUCUUCUUUCCCCUUCUCAAGCUUCCCCUGUCUUGCUGGGAAGGCUGCAGACUGGAGUACAGCCUCAGGUAUUUACCCAAAAAUAUACCUUACACAAACUUUUGUCUCAAAUUUAACAACCAAUAAUAUAUUUAUAUGGGAAGUAAAAAGGGAAAAUAGCCUAUCAGUUAAAGUUCAUGAAUAUAGUCCUAAGUUGUUGUUGUAGAAACCUAAGUUUCAAUUAACAAAAAUUUGUUCAUAAAUGUUUUGAAACACCAAUGGCUUUGAUGCAUAGUUUUACUAAGUGCUUAGAAUGGUUUAUUGGGCUAAUUUAACGAUGGUUGCCUUUAAAAAUUUUUUUUUAUACAUGAUAAGUUGAGAUGCCAUUAACAAAUUUAAUAAGUUAUGCAUUAUCAUUAUACUGCUUUUCUGUAAUACUAUUUUAUGAUACUUUUUGUAAAACAUCCUGAAAAAAAUAACAAACAAAUGUAAAUGGGUUAAACACGUAUAUUCAUUCAUUGGUUUUAAAAUAAUUUUUCAUUAAAACCAGCUUAUGAUCUUCUCCCCAGCAACUAUUCCAGAAUGUCCACCUGUCUGCUAGCAUGCCCACUUCAUCAGCUUCCUGCAACCAUUCCGAUUCUGCCACUGUUACUUCCACCACUAACUGUGAAGAAAGAACUUACCCUAAACCAGUUUUCUCUUACAGCUGUCUCAUAGCCUUAGCUCUCAAAAACAGCAAGAAUGGAAGUCUACCCGUUAGUGAAAUUUAUAACUUCAUGUGGUAAGUUUUAGGAACCCUUUUGUUUUCAUGUUAAAAACAAUUUUUUGUAAUAAUAUUUUGAAAAGACGAGGAUGAUGUUCAGUAAUAAUUUAUUUGCUAUUAAGCUAACUUAAAGUCUGUAGUAUAAUUUCCCUAUAAUGUGGUUUUUUAAUUUUAAAAAAUAUUUAAAUGAAGAGUAUUUGAGAUUGGAUUUUAUCACUUGGGUGAACUUUAUGAAUGGAAAAUCUUGGGAUUUUCAAGACAGUGAUCAUAUUCAAUUUAUAAAAAAAAUUAUAAUUUAUAUACAUUUAUUUUUUUAUCCAUAGUGAGAAUUUUCCAUAUUUCAAGACAGCCCCUGAUGGUUGGAAGGUAUGUUAAAUUUUUUUGUAGAACACUUUUUAAUAAAAUUUACAUGGUAUCGGGGUUUUCAGUUGGUAAAAUUAUUGUCAUGCUGAUAUUUAAAAUUAAAUACAUUUAUGGAGGAGUUGCCCUUAACACUAUAACUGUCACAACGACAGAUCACUAGCCGUUAUUCUCCUCUCUGUGGUGUCACAGCCGGUAAAAGCAAAAUUGUCACUAAAAUGCAAAUAUUUAAUAUAUAUUGGUUAGGUUAAGGGGAAAUUACUCUAUAUAAAUGAGUUUGCUUCCUAUUGCCAUUACUAUUUGUGUGUUAGCAUGCUUUUAUUAGGGAUUUUUGUGUGAUUAAUUGGGUGUGAACUUUUCUCAAGUGAAUUGACCACCAUAAUGUCUGAUGCCUGAGAGGGUUCCAUUCUAGAUUACAAAUUCAACACAGAAUUUCUACAUUGGAAUUAUUUAAAAUGGAUCAAAAUGAAAGCAAUGAUUUCAGAGAUAUGUUUUGACAAGCAUAAGAAUAUGCUGAAAAAUGGCUUGACGCUUGAGAAAAAUGUUCUUGGCAGUUAUGGGGUUCAAGGCCAGGCAAUGUUUCUUUAUAAUUGUGUUUGUUGCUAAUUUUUUAUGCAAAAUCCAGGGAACAGCUCUAUUUCAUUUCUUGACUGAUAAAACUAUUUAAAAAAAAUUGUCACAAAUAGAUGUUACAUUUGCUUAUCCUAGUCUUUUUUUAAGACUGUGUAUAGAGAUUAACUUAAGGGAACAGUUGCAAGUUUAAAAAAUUUAAAUGUUUCUUUCUUUUGUAACAGAUAAUCCAUGAACAUCGUAUCACAUUUCUUUUAUUUCAGAAUUCUGUUCGCCAUAAUCUUUCUUUAAACAAGUGUUUUGCAAAAGUUGACAAUCCUAAAUUGAGUCAAGGUGCCAAAAAAGGUUGUUUAUGGGCACUAAACCCAGCUAAAGUCACUAAAAUGGAAGAUGAGAUAUCUAAGUGGGGAAAGAAAGAUCCAGCUGGCUUGCUUAGCAGCAUGGCAUACCCAGGUCAGUAAGGUUUGAGAACUCAACAUUUGUCUUUUUAAAUUUAUUACACUUCAGAAAAUUGACAGAACUAACAAAGUAUCAGUGGACAGAUCCAGUUAAAAUUGUCACUGUCAAUUAUAUUCCAUUAUAUUCAAGAAUUUAAUAAUAAAGUAACUAGUCAUUCAUAUAUAUUUUAAACGUAAAAAUGUAUUUUCCUGACCUCAUUUCCAGUAAAAUUCAUUGAUACUUUGAUUUUUGUAGUUGUGUCAAGAUUGAAAUAAUUUCUAUGAUUGUUAUGCAUUUUGAUUCAGCUCUAUAAGUUACCAAAAAUGUUUAGUUCUACAAGCCACUUGAGCAAUAAAAUUUACAUUUAGCUUACUAUGUUUUAUUGAAGGAGUAUUAUAUUACAAGUAAGUCAUCUUUCAACAAAACUUAAAUACUUUUAAUUGUCUUUACUACAAACUUUGUCUGCCUUCCAUAAUUAAAUCUUUGUUGUUUUUUUUGUCUAUUGAAUCAAUAGAAAAUCUAGAAGCUAUAGAGAAAGGGCAAGCAGGAUUGCACUAUUCCAAAAAAAAGUCCCCAGACUCAUCCCCGUGCACACCACUCAGAGCUGAAGCCACUCCCACGAAAGCAGAGUAUUCCCCAAUCGUCAAGACUGAAUAUUCCCAGAUUAAAAUAGAGAAAUAUCAUCCUAAUAUCAGGAUAGAAAAAUCUGAGCCCCAUACUCCUAUCAAGGCGGAAUAUUCUCCAUCUUUUCAAAGAGACUAUACCCCUAUGCGAACAGACUAUGGAUCUCCAGCUCCUAAAAGUCACAGUCACUUGAAAAUGGAAAAUUCUGACCUUAACUACUUAGAAAUCCCAGUGUCAUUUAACAAUGAU
Lymnaea stagnalis (great pond snail) is the source of this 5738-nucleotide messenger RNA. The record is from the annotation of a GenBank genome assembly. NCBI's taxonomy places the organism in Eukaryota, Metazoa, Mollusca, Gastropoda, Lymnaeidae.